Messenger RNA from Prunus armeniaca (apricot), 498 nucleotides. The record is from the annotation of a GenBank genome assembly. NCBI's taxonomy places the organism in Eukaryota, Viridiplantae, Streptophyta, Magnoliopsida, Rosales, Rosaceae.
AUGAGUGUAGAACAUCAUAUGCUAGAACUUGUAGGCCACUGCGACGGCAUCAUUUGUCUUCGACAUCAGAUUGAUGUGGACCAGCCUUAUAUUCCACCUCUUCCAUAUGUUCCAGAAACACCACAAAACCUUGCCUUGGGAUUACCAAAAACAUCAGAAACCCUUGGCGCGGGAUUUGGUUAUGAUGACAAAGCAAAAGUGCACAAGGUUGUUAGAGUUAAAUUUGUCUUGGCCGUGCCGGAUCUCAAUCUUAUUUAUUCAAGAGCAGAGGUUUACAACUUGGAUGCUGAUUCUUGGAGAGAGAUCGAGUGUCAUACACAAGAAGCUCAUAUUUUCCCACAUGUUUUCCUGACGUACUUGAACGGAAUUUUUUAUUGGUACGGGAGUGACACAAGGACUAGUCUGGAAGUCAUCGUUUCAUUUGAUAUGGCAGACGAGAAAUUUCAUAAAAUAACAGUACCAGAUAGUUUCGAUGAUCUAGAGAGACAACAAGCUUGA